AUGUCCAUUAAAGAAGGUUACUUAAAGAAAUGGUCAGAUACGAAACACUGGACUAACGUAUAUUGUAAAUUACUACAAAGUGGUUGGUUUCAAUGGUUCGACAGUGCAUCGUCUACUUCGCCUAAAAGAAGUGUUGAUAUCAGACGUGUGGCAGCAUUCCUUGCCAUUGGAGAUGUUAUCCAUCGCGUCCCAUGCAAACCAACUUCAUUAACGAGUGCAGAAAUACCGUUGUCCUUCGGUAUUCCUUUUGAACCACAUGUGGGAACUAAAAUGGCUUGGUUUGUUUGUCCGGAUCAAGCAACACUAAAUUCAUGGACAAAUGCAAUUAUGUCUUUGUUUCAACAAGGUGGUGCUCCAGCUCAACAACCACCUCCAUCCUAUCAACCGCCUGUACCAGCUCCAGCUCCAGGAGUAAUAGGUUUCGGAAUGCCUGAUGCAGCAGCUUAUGGGGGUAAUCCUGGUGGAUUUGCCCCUCUGCCUGCACAACCACCGCCUCCGUCCAAUUAUCCGUAUCCAACUGGAAACUAUGCGCCGCCUCCUACACAACCAAUGGCUCCUGUGGGUGGUAAUCCCUAUGUUCCAGGUACCAGUUCUUAUGGUCCGCCACAACAAGGUCAAUAUUAUGUUGGACAGAAUGGUCAACCCUAUCAAGUUGUCUAUGUUGAUGGUAAACCGAAAAAGAAGAAAUUUGGCGGUGGACUUAAAAAUGCUGCUGUUGGUCUAGCCACUGGAGUUGCUGGUGGUUAUCUAGCAAGUCGUUUGUUUGGCGGUUGGGGUUCAGGUUGGGGAGGUGGUUGUCAUGGUUUCAUGGGUCCAAGAUGGGGUAGUUGGAGUUCACUGUCCAGUUUCAGUUGGUCUGAUUAAAUCAAAAACAAAAAUGCUUUUCUUUUCUUUAUUUGUGUGAGUGUGUGAGUGUAUAACUUCUCCUGUACUGUUGUCCGUUCUCAUCAGUAUUCUACAAUACACACAUAUUUGUUUGUGCUUGUGUCUUUCAUAUCUAUCUAUCAGAAUAGAGAGAAUGAUGCCACAAAGAAAGUCACAAUGAUUGAUGAUGAUGACGCAAUACUUUUCGCGCCUAUACACACACACAUACACAUUCAAAUCGUAUAAACUUCACCACACAUACCCUGAGUAAUUUCUUAUUUGCUUAUUUACGAGGAUUAUUAUUAUUUCUACUGCACCGUUCAGAUUGACUUUAUUUCUUUUCCUCUAGUUUCUCCUAUUUUAUGUACCUUACAUAUACAUAUUUUAUACCUCGGAGACACGUCGAGAAAGAGAGAUAAAGUGUGUUUGUGUUUGCAAGGAUACCAUUGUGAUACUAGUAGUAUGUUUAUGUAAUGUACAAUAAGAUAAGAUUACCAUUAUCAUCAUUAUAUUAAUUAUUUUACUUCUCGUUGUUAUUCAAUUAUCUUUGUCUGCUUUAUUUUGACUUUGAUGAAUUGUUUUCAUUCACACAUAAUAUUUGCUCUUUUUAUUGUCAUGUUGUUUAUUGAUUAAUUAAUUUCCCAGAGAGAGAGAGACAGAGAAACUCUAAAAAUAUAAAUGCAUUUCUAAUUGUUGA
Trichobilharzia szidati is the source of this 1561-nucleotide messenger RNA. The record is from the annotation of a GenBank genome assembly. NCBI's taxonomy places the organism in Eukaryota, Metazoa, Platyhelminthes, Trematoda, Strigeidida, Schistosomatidae.